This is a messenger RNA of Galendromus occidentalis (western predatory mite), 1831 nucleotides long. RefSeq names its product Golgi-specific brefeldin A-resistance guanine nucleotide exchange factor 1. NCBI's taxonomy places the organism in Eukaryota, Metazoa, Arthropoda, Arachnida, Mesostigmata, Phytoseiidae. The record is from RefSeq and is a predicted model, not a curated record. The annotation marks the transcript as partial. The transcript is spliced from 7 exons.
AUGGCGAAGUACAUGGUCGUGGGGGAGAUCUCCACAAUGAGUGCCGCACUCCGACGAGCCAUGCGGUACUCACAUCAGAACGAACAUCUCGAAGAGUUAAUCAGAAGUUUCUCCUCGCUAAAAGAUAUCCUUAGUCGUCAAAGCGAUCUUUCGGAUCUGGAACCUUCGAUAUAUUUCUCGCCGUUCCUCGACGUUGUUCGUUCCGGAGAUACCAACGGAACCAUAACCGCCAUGGCUCUCACGGCUGUAACGAAAUUCCUACAAUACGGCCUCAUCGAUCACAAUUUGGAAUCAGCCGCCGCGACAGCCGAACAGAUCGUCCAUGCGAUGAAGAAGAUCAGCUACAUCACGGAGGAUGCUGCGUCCGACAAGAUCGUUCUCAUGAAAUUUCUGCGAGCGAUCCGAAGUCUGCUGCUGAGCCAAGUCGGCUGCCUCCUCAGCAACAGCGGCGCCUGUGAGCUCAUUCAGGCCAUCAUCAAGAUCAUAUUCGAUCCUGGCUUCGGAGUUUCGUUGAAAGAAAUGGCCGAACAAACUUGGGAAGAAGUUGUACAGCUGAUGUUCGCCAGACUUCCGCAGUUCUCCGAAGACGUCGAAGACCUGCAGCUCAAACAAUUGCGCAUAAAAGGCACCAUUGACUUACGUACUCAACGUCGCCGUAGCGCUCAUACGAAGCAUAAGCAUACGAAGUCGAAAGAAGCCGACGAUUUGCCUUUCAACAUUGGAGAGGCUCGCGAAGCUGCCAAGAGUGUGACGAACCCCAUCACCGUGCCUCAGGAGAUUCCGCAAGUACAGAACGUCACGGAGAACGUCCAGCCACCUGAAACCGUCGUAGAGGAGCCGGAGACGCUGGGGAAACAAAUCGGAGCAGAUUCCACGUCUGCGGAGCCCAAACCCGACGAGUCGAGCUUGAGCGAUAGCGUCGAGGUGCUAUCCGGAGACCAAAACAUCCAAGAAUGUCACGUAAUGAACUUGGGUGGGAGCGUGAAUUCCCUUGACGAAGUUGGUCAGAGCGAAGAAAUCGUGAACGAUGGCAGUGCGGACUCGACAGCCGCGGAAAAAGACUUCGUUAGUACGAGAGGCGUCCGCUUCACACCUUCGGCAAUAGAUCGAGUUCCGUAUGGCUUAUCAUCCGUCAAGGAGCUCCUCAAAUUCAUUUCCGUUAUGAUCUGCCCACACGAACCAUACAAGAAUUCGGAACAGAUCAUCUCGCUCGGUCUCGAAUUAUUGACCAUUGCUCUAGAAGUCGGUGGAAAACAUAUCGGAAACUUUCCAUCAUUGGUGGAUCUCGUGAAGGACGAUGUCUGCAAGAGUCUCCUGGCCUUGUUGAAGAACGGACGCAUUUCGAUAUUGGUUUCCACGAUGCGAGCCUGCUUCCUGAUGUUUGAAUGUCUCCGUCCACAUCUGAAGUUUCAGCUGGAGAGCUAUCUCCUGAAACUCAUCGAGCUCAUAACCCACGAGGGACCGAACAAGAUAAGUUACGAAAUGAAGGAAUCGGUAAUAGACAACAUCGUUUCAUUGUGGAGGAUCCCGGAUUUCGUAACGGAAUUAUACCUCAACUAUGAUUGUGAUCUGUACUGCUCGAAUCUGUUCGAGGAUUUGACGAAAACACUGUCGAAAACUGCCUUCCCUGUCACGGCGAUCUACAGUAUCCAUCAUCUGUCCUUGGAGGCCCUUCUAGCAGUUAUCGAUUCAGUCGAGACCCACUGCCACUUCAUGAUGGUGUCGUCCAAGGAAGACAAGGCUACUUCGGAAAAACCGGCGGCAACGAAGGGGAAGCUCCUGCGACCCGUAGCAGUGUCUGGAACGCAGCUGGCUGCCGUCGUGAACAGCU